Clonostachys byssicola is the source of this 1527-nucleotide messenger RNA. The record is from the annotation of a GenBank genome assembly. Lineage: Eukaryota; Fungi; Ascomycota; Sordariomycetes; Hypocreales; Bionectriaceae.
AUGGAACCCAACCCUCACGGGAAAAAGGAUCAUCCUUCUGAUCCAGCACCAUCAGCAGGACCAAACCUGGCGGGUUCUCAAGCAAUGAGCAGAAAAAGAAGCAAUCCUCAAGCUAAUGCCGAAUUGACAUCUGUCCCUGCGGACCAGCCCAUGGCAAAUGCUGAAACCGGCAAUCUUGGAGAAUCUGCUGCGAAGAGGCCCAAAGGCAACCGUCACUCCUCCUUCAUGUGGGCGGGUGACGAACCCCACAAAGGCUGGAAAGCAUCCUAUGUCGCCAUGACAAAGUGCGACUUCUGCUCCCUAUCAGGCAGAGGUGUUGUCCACCAGUGUAACGAUUGCAAAUUAACUGUCUGCGGGGAAUGCGUCGGCAAGGGCGAACUGGAGGGCGAUCAAGUCCACAACAUCAAACCUGGCUCACUCAACUGGGAGCUCCCCAAGAAGCCCAAGGCAAAGGCCCCAAGACACCCGCUCCCACCAAAGCCCCCCGGUGGUAAAUGGACCCAAGACAAGGGAGCCAAAUCGCGCGGGGGACCCUCAAACGGGGCCCCAGGCUUAGUAGGACCAUUGGAACAGCGACCAUUCGGAGGAACAACUGCUGGACCAUGGGCAACUCCACUAUUGGUUCAUGGAGGAGAGAUUAACCACAACGGCGCUCAGGCUCCUCCUUUCGGCCAGAUCGUACAACCACCCGCUGCUAACUUUCAGUUUCGCUACCCAUAUCCGAUCCCACCUCCUGUAACUCUUCCCCAGUCAACUGGACCUAGCUCUCACUCUCGCAACGGAAACCAGCAGAGCUCUCAUGCUCGCAACGGAAAUCAGAGGCGCCAAGAUACACCUUUUAAAAUAGAGUCAACAGACAUAUCACACCCGAGAAACGGGGCUGCAAGGGUAGUUCCCACGCCACUUGACCUCAGCUAUCUUCAAAACAACCGGAGUGCUCCCAAGUCAUCUAACGAUCUGAUGGCCCCGCAGGCAUCCAAUGAUCAGACUGCUCGUCGGCCGUCCAACGAUCUGGUGGCCCCGCGGGCAUCCGAUGAUCAAACUGCUCGCUGGCCGUCCAACGACCUGACUACUCCACGGUUAUCAAGCGAUUUGACUGCUAUUUCUCAAGCAAACCAGAUCAAUGCCUCUUUUAUAGAGUACAUCCAGCGUAUCCAGGCAAAGGACCCUUCUCGCAACCCUGGGGUCCAGUUGCCCUCGAUCGACGAGUUAUUCAAGACUCUCCAGCCUCAGUCUCAGCCGGCAUCUAACACCGCUUCAAAUACCCUUCCGGACCCCGUUCGACCCCGACAACCCCGCGAGAAGCCAACCUCAGCCCGCCCCUUGGCCUGGGGCGCAGACCUCGAGGCGGGUGACUUGCACCGGCUGACGCAGAGCGAGGCCGCCGCCUUCCAGGCGAUCCUUGGGGCGACCUACACCGCGAUUAACAUGCUUAGUUUACACCCGGUGAAGAGUGCAGCGAGACAGUGGGUGUGUGAGCAGGAGCAGAAGAUCAAGGACAAGGGAGUGAACCCUUUUGGUCUUUGA